Molecule: messenger RNA, 2358 nt
Organism: Truncatella angustata
Lineage: Eukaryota; Fungi; Ascomycota; Sordariomycetes; Amphisphaeriales; Sporocadaceae
Product: beta-glucosidase
Exons: 12
Coding region: 1-2358 (785 amino acids)
Biological process (GO): glucan catabolic process
Molecular function (GO): beta-glucosidase activity
Source: RefSeq, a predicted model, not a curated record
AUGAUUCUGCUGAGCAGUGCCUUGCCAGCAGCCCAGCACGCCGAGGCACAAGAUGUUAUCACAGAUGACGCAGCGUUCUACGGCAAAUCGCCGCCAGUAUACCCGUCGCCUAAUGCAAGCGGUGUUGGAAAUUGGAAGAGUGCAUAUGCCAAAGCCGCCAACUUUGUCGCUCAGUUAACCUUAGAGGAGAAAGCAAGUACAGUCAACUUAACAGGCGGUUAUUCUGGCGACAAUAUCUGUUCUGGCAACAUCCAUCCUGUCCCUCGAUUAGGAUUUCCAGGCCUCUGCCUGAGCGAUGGACCUAGCGGCCUAAGAUCAACAAACUUCGUGUCUAGCUGGCCAGCUGGUUUCUCAGUCGGUGCCAGCUGGAAUCGGAAUCUUGCACAGCAAAGAGGUGUUGGUAUGGCAAAAGAGUUCAAGGCGAAAGGUGUGCAAGUCGCACUUGGUCCUGUUGUUGGUCCUCUAGGCCGCAUUGCUUCUGGUGGCAGAAACUGGGAAGGCUUCAGCAACGAUCCCUACCUUGCAGGAGUAUUAGCAUAUGAGACUGUGCAGGGCAUGCAGUCUGUUGGUGUGACGGCCAGUACCAAACAUUUUAUUGGGAACGAACAGGAGACGAAUCGAAACCCUGACAGUGAAAGGAAUAUCAGUGCAGUAUCGGUAAACAUUGACGACAAGACGAUGCAUGAGCUCUAUCUCUGGCCGUUCCAGGACGCCGUGAAAGCUGGCACUGGUUCAAUCAUGUGCUCUUACCAGCGAAUCAACAACUCCUACGGAUGUGCGAAUAGCAAGACCCAGAAUGGUCUGUUGAAGACUGAAUUAGGAUUUCAGGGAUUUGUUGUCUCCGAUUGGGGUGCUCAACACGCCGGGGUAGCCUCAGCUCUUGCAGGGCUCGAUAUGGUCAUGCCCUAUGCCUCGCCAUAUUGGGGAGAUAAGCUGGCUGAGGCGGUCAACAACGGCUCGGUGCCGGAGUCCAGACUAGAUGACAUGGCUAUUCGGGUUGUGGCGACGUGGUAUCAAUUCAAUCAAGAUACCGACUUCCCGCUCACAGGUGUCGGCAUGCCAUCUAACCUUGCCGCACCUCAUCAAAAAGUCAUUGGUACCAGUCCAGAUGCGAAAGAAGUACUGCUACAAGGCGCGGUGGAAGGUCACGUCCUGCUCAAGAAUACAAAUAACGCCCUACCAUUAAAGUCUCCACAACUUAUAUCACUCUUCGGAUACUCUGCCCAAGCAUUUGCCCGAUAUUCGUGGGGAACUCCAGGGUGGAAUGGAGGUCAAGAGUCAUUAUCGCUUGAAGAAUUCGCGCUGUACCACGACGAUAAUAUACUAGGCCCUCGCUCACAGAUAGCGUCGAACGGUACGUUGCCGGCGGGUGGUGGAUCCGGUGCAACCCAGCCAGCGUAUUUGAGCUCGGCUUUCGAAGCUCUAAGCCAGCGUGCGUUUGAAGAUGAUACCCACUUGUGGUGGGAUUUUCAAUUCGACAGUAAUACAGGGGUGGAUCAAUCAUCGGACGCCUGCAUUGUUGCUGUAAAUGCAUUUGCGACCGAAGGUUGGGAUCGCUCGGGAUUACAUGAUGACUUUACAGAUGACCUCAUCCUGAAGGUUGCCAGCCAAUGUAACAACACCAUUGUGGUUUUUCACAACGCAGGUGUUCGCUUAGUCGACCAAUUUGUUGACCAUCCGAAUGUGACAGCUUUGAUAUUUGCUCAUGUACCAGGGCAGAAUUCUGGUCGUGCAUUGGUUUCAAUAUUGUAUGGCGAUGCAGUCCCAUCGGGAAAGCUCCCUUAUACCGUGCCACAUAAUGAAAGCGACUUUGGAGCUAUUGCAAAUGAGACGGUGCCAGACGGCAUAUAUGCUUACUUUCCACAAUCUGAGUUUUCCGAAGGUGUCUAUAUUGACUACCGAGCCUUUGACAGACGGAAUAUCACUCCGCGGUAUGAGUUUGGGUUUGGUUUGAGCUACACCACAUUCAACUUUUCCGCAAUUGAAUCAUCUGUGCUGCCAAGUGCUAUAACAGGUGCUUACGCUUCCGGUCCUGUGAUCGAAGGCGGCCGAGCCGACCUGUGGGACACAAUGGCAAAGGUUUCCGCCGUUGUCACGAACACGGGUUUAUUGAGAGGUGCAGAGGUAGUACAAGUCUACAUUGGGAUCCCUAAUGGACCUGUCCGACAACUGAGAGGUUUUGAUAAAGUUUCCCUAGCACCAGGUCAGUCUGCCACUGUCAACUUUAAUUUGACGCGCCGAGACCUCAGUACGUGGGAUACUAUGGCUCAGGAAUGGCUUCUUCAGAAAGGAGAGUACCGGGUUUUCGUAGGGUCGAGCAGUCAAGAUCUCCCGUUGGCAUCUACUUUGGCCAUUUGA